This is a messenger RNA of Schistocerca nitens (vagrant locust), 1407 nucleotides long. RefSeq lists its product as uncharacterized. The record is from RefSeq and is a predicted model, not a curated record. The coding region runs from base 1 to 1407 and encodes 468 amino acids. Lineage: Eukaryota; Metazoa; Arthropoda; Insecta; Orthoptera; Acrididae. The transcript has 4 exons.
AUGUGGAAACAACAAAGCACCCGCCCCCCCCCACCCGCGCCGUCUUCGCACCCGCCCCCCCCCACCCGCGCCGUCUUCACACCCGCCCCCCCCCCGACCCGCGCCGUCUUCGCCCCCGACCCGCGCCGUCUUCGCCCCCGACCCGCGCCGUCUUCGCCCCCGACCCGCGCCGUCUUCGCCCCCGACCCGCGCCGUCUUCGCCCCCGACCCGCGCCGUCUUCGCCCCCGACCCGCGCCGUCUUCGCCCCCGACCCGCGCCGUCUUCGCCCCCGACCCGCGCCGUCUUCGCCCCCGACCCGCGCCGUCUUCGCCCCCGACCCGCGCCGUCUUCGCCCCCGACCCGCGCCGUCUUCGCCCCCGACCCGCGCCGUCUUCGCCCCCGACCCGCGCCGUCUUCGCCCCCGACCCGCGCCGUCUUCGCCCCCGACCCGCGCCGUCUUCGCCCCCGACCCGCGCCGUCUUCGCCCCCGACCCGCGCCGUCUUCGCCCCCGACCCGCGCCGUCUUCGCCCCCGACCCGCGCCGUCUUCGCCCCCGACCCGCGCCGUCUUCGCCCCCGACCCGCGCCGUCUUCGCCCCCGACCCGCGCCGUCUUCGCCCCCGACCCGCGCCGUCUUCGCCCCCGACCCGCGCCGUCUUCGCCCCCGACCCGCGCCGUCUUCGCCCCCGACCCGCGCCGUCUUCGCCCCCGACCCGCGCCGUCUUCGCCCCCGACCCGCGCCGUCUUCGCCCCCGACACCACGACCCGCGCCGUCUUCGCCCCCGACCCGCGCCGUCUUCGCCCCCGACCCGCGCCGUCUUCGCCCCCGCCACCACGACCCGCGCCGUCUUCGCCCCCGCCACCACGACCCGCGCCGUCUUCGCCCCCGCCACCACGACCCGCGCCGUCUUCGCCCCCGCCACCACGACCCGCGCCGUCUUCGCCCCCGACCCGCGCCGUCUUCGCCCCCGACCCGCGCCGUCUUCGCCCCCGACCCGCGCCGUCUUCGCCCCCGACCCGCGCCGUCUUCGCCCCCGACCCGCGCCGUCUUCGCCCCCGACCCGCGCCGUCUUCGCCCCCCAUCAACGUGCUUUACGAGCCAAAACGACGAGUGUUUCGGCAGCAUUUGUUGAGCGCUGGGGUUUGGGCUGCCAUUUGGGUGAGCCCUGGCCUGACACCCAAGGUGUGCAGGGAGUCAUUGGCUUCAUACGCAAGGCACAGAUGGCAAUGGCUGGUAACAACAUUGUUGGCCCUGUGGACGUUAUCACAGGGCAGAAGGCCGAUGUUGUACUGGGCGUGGACAUGUUUCAGGGGUGUCACAACUGCAAUGUAUGUGCUCAUUGUGGAUGCAAAGCAUUUGGUAAUGCACCAGAUGUUGAAUUCAACAUGGGAGAAGAUGAGUUCACUAAUUCACUUUGUACUGGUUGA